AGUUGAAGACGGUAAGGUCCUCCGAUAGUGUCGUCUUGUCCGAAAUUCCUUACGGGCGGUGGUAUUUCGAAGGAAUUUCCAGAGGCCACCCAAGGCCCAGUGUCCAGUAGUAGGAGGAUUAAUUGAGCCCAGAUCUGGGUAGGGUCGCGUCGGUUAUGUCGGUCUCGAAGAUAAAGAUGCUGCUGCCGUUGGUGGUGGCGCUGAUGUUGUUGACCUCGCAGCCGGUCGUAAGUCAGCGAAUUGUCGAACAGCCCUGCCCUGACCCGGAAAGUCGCCCGAUUGUGCAAAACUUUGACCUGGAUAGGUACGUCGCCGGCAAGUGGUACGAGAUCCUGCGCUACGACCAGCACUUUGAGCGGGGCUGCGACUGCGGCUUCGCCACACUCACGCCCAAGAAGAGCGGUUCCAUCAAGGUGGAGAACUGCUGCGAACGGUUGCCCAACACCACGCUGAGCUGUUCGGUGGGUCGGGCGUUUGUCAGCUUUCCGGACCAUGUCCCGCUGGAGGGCAAGCUGAACGUCACCUUCGGUGGUCCUCCGCUCAACUCCAACUACUGGAUCAUGGACACCGACUACGACAACUACGCCAUCAUCUACUCGUGCAAGAAUCUUUCCGAGAACAAAUCGGCUGAGGCGGCUUGGGUGCUUUCCAAGCAACGCACCCUCGAGCCCCGGAUCGUGCCGACGGUGGACAAGCUGGUGGAGCAAUAUCUGGUGCGGGCAGACAUGCGAACCACGGAGCAGAGCCAAUCAAAAUGCAAAUACGACAACUGAGCACCGACCGAGAACUAGUCUUAAUUGAUCCGCAAAAAAACUUUUACCCAGCUAGGGCAAAACUUAUCAUCAUCAGCAGCCGCCGCCAGAAAAACACACCGAAAGCUGCAGGCAAUCUCUUCCUGGAACUUCUCAAACGAAAAACUCCUGCUAAUGGCGGCCAGGUCGUUCGGGAUCGGGCCAAAGUUUCCUGAUGCUGGACGGUUGGAUAUUUUGUGCAGACGAAACAAGAAACCGCAAAACUUUCGAUCGAAUUUCAUUUAAUUUGCUACAACAUGGGGCACAAAGUUUUGCCGCUAAUAAACAUAACAUUCGAGCUUUUUUUCAAGUA
This is a messenger RNA of Culex pipiens pallens (northern house mosquito), 1104 nucleotides long. Its product is annotated as apolipoprotein D-like. Gene Ontology annotation, molecular function: retinoid binding; retinol transmembrane transporter activity. The record is from RefSeq and is a predicted model, not a curated record. NCBI's taxonomy places the organism in Eukaryota, Metazoa, Arthropoda, Insecta, Diptera, Culicidae. The transcript has 4 exons. Bases 156 to 773 code for a protein of 205 amino acids.